AUGCUUUCCAUAGUUAAUGCUAUUCCACAUCAGCUUCUUAAAAGAAAAACUGAAUUUCAAGAAUGUACUCCCCCCCCCCCUGGAAUUCCCCUUCCAUCCCUACUCUCUGUAUCAAUUUCACCUGAUCCUGUCGUCCCUGGAGGAACCGAUGCUUUUACUAUUACAGGAACACUUACGAAACCCAUUACCUCAGAUUACUUACUUUAUGUUAUAUUUGUUGAUAUUACCAUUCAGCCUCCUGCACCUAUACAACCGAUCUUUAAUGCGAAAAUUCCAACUGGAACUUCAGUUAAUGUAGUAGAGAAUGUUCCGGUGCCAGCCAAAUUACCUCCAGAAUACGGUAUUAUAGUUGCUAUUGUCAAUGAUUCUGUUGAUCCACCUGAUGUUAUAGGCUGUGCAAAUACUAUUGUUGGUGGUACUACCUCUAUUGAUUCUCUGGCUUUUCCUUUCUAA
Diversispora eburnea is the source of this 453-nucleotide messenger RNA. The record is from the annotation of a GenBank genome assembly. Lineage: Eukaryota; Fungi; Glomeromycota; Glomeromycetes; Diversisporales; Diversisporaceae.